AUGAGAGUGGCUGGGCUGGAGACGGCUCUGGUAUUUUUUUCGAAACAGGUGCCUGACAGUAGCAGUCCCACAUCACAGACAGCCGAAAAAGAGCAACGCACGACUGCGACCACCACUACUACGAUGACGAGCUCAGCGAUGGGUGCGAUGGACGGGACGGCGGUGAUGGCAGAGUCCAACAGUAAUAAUAAUAAUACUAAUCCACCUGCUGGGGUGCGGUCAACAACCAUUUUGGGUUCUUUUCUUCGUGCCAGUCGACCGCGGGGCGUCUCCGCUUCCCAACAGCAGCAGCCUCAACAGCCCUCCCCCGCUGCGCAAGACACUCCCCCGUCCCCGUCCCCGUCCCCACCAGCGGUGCCCAGUCUAACCUCUCCAGUUCCACCCCCAAACCACCGCAGAAGGUCGUUUGCCCCCCAGGCACUCGUCAUCCCACCCUCGAAUCCACCCCAGGCGUCUUCCGGUCUCGGCAUCUCCCAUAUCCUCAGGCGAAGACGCUCGAUCGGUGGCACUGGCCCCAACGCCCUCAGCCCGACUCCCGUCUCUCCCUCCUCAGAGAUCCCCCCAUCCACUACGACGUCCACCCUCACCCCCAAUCCCAAUCCCAAUCCCAAUCCCAAUCCCAACAGUAACAUGCCAAAUGCCCUACCCCAGGUCAACCACACCGCCUCAUCUGGCAGCCCUUCCCAAACCUACCGCAUCCGACUCGUCCCACACCUCGACUCCCGUCGCACUCUUCGCUUCGAGCCUAUCACCCGUGAUCUCAAAGAUGACGACUCUCCCCUCCGCAUCGGGCGUUUCACCGAUCGUGCAGGCUUGACCCUCGCAGCUCAAAAUGCUCACAACUCCAGCAAACUCGCCUUUAAAUCCAAAGUCGUCUCUCGUGCCCAUGCAGAGAUUUGGCUGGAGAACGGAAAGUUUUUCAUCCGAGACACCAAGUCUUCUUCCGGGACAUUUUUGAACCACUUGAGGCUGUCGACUGCUGGACACGAAUCCAGACCGUUCCAACUACGUGACGGUGACAUUCUUCAGCUCGGCGUCGACUAUCAGGGUGGAUCAGAGGAUAUUUACAAGUCUGUCAAGAUAAGAGUCGAAGUCGGAAGGGAAUGGCAAGCUUCCGCGAAUGCAUUCAACAUGAAUGCGAUCACCCAGCUUAAGGAGCUCGGCGUGGGCACAGACCCACUCAAACAAGGAGAAAUCAAAGGGAAUAAACGUCCCUCCAAACAAAACAUACCGGACUGCUGCAUCUGCCUAUUCGCCGUCACGAUCCGCCAAGCCCUCUUCAUAGCACCCUGCUCACAUGCCUUCCAUUACAAAUGUAUACGACCCCUACUCGAAAAACACACCACCGCAUUUUCGUGCCCCCUCUGUCGCAGUUUUGCAGACCUCGAAGAGGAUGUCGAAGUCGAACCUCAAGCGGACGAAGCGGACGAAGAAGAGGAUCUUGAGGGCGUCGAGGCCAGGGCGACUGGAGGCGGUGUAGGCAAUGCCGAAUGGGAUGCCCCUCAUGAUCCCGUCUCUGCGCCGAUCGAGGUCUCCUAUAAUACCCAUACCCACGCACGCGACCGUGACCGCACGUCACACAAUCACCACCGCGACAACAACCACCUUACUGCACCACCUCAUUCCCAGCCUCGUGACGGCGCCGAGACGGAAGUAGAAACAGAAAUGGGACAUGAAACACACCGUUCGCGUCGACCACGUGUCACUGUACGCACGGAGGGACAUAUCGUCGUUCCUGCUACACCCGCUUCAGUGCCUACCCCCGGUGCGGCCCGUGGUACUAGUAACACCGCCCCUGGGGUCCCACCAACGCACCCACGCGAUACCGACGAAGAAAUGAUCGAUGGAGACCUCGACGCUGACCUGUACGCCGACGAGCCCGAUCUCGCCGAUGCAUGGAUAAGACGCGUUCGACCGGUACAGAGAGAGGAGGGGUCGGAGGGUGAAGACGGAGGAGAGGGCGAAGGGAGCCGGAGUGGGAGUGGGAGCCUCGAGGGCGGGAUGAGUGUGGGCUUGGGGAUGAGUAUGGGGAUGAUAGUGGAUCCCGAGGGGACCGUGAGUAAUGGAAAGAGGAAGCGGUGA
Molecule: messenger RNA, 2082 nt
Organism: Pisolithus orientalis
Lineage: Eukaryota; Fungi; Basidiomycota; Agaricomycetes; Boletales; Pisolithaceae
Exons: 3
Coding region: 1-2082 (693 amino acids)
Biological process (GO): ubiquitin-dependent protein catabolic process; negative regulation of septation initiation signaling; protein ubiquitination
Cellular component (GO): cell division site; mitotic spindle pole body; cytosol
Molecular function (GO): protein binding; ubiquitin protein ligase activity
Source: RefSeq, a predicted model, not a curated record